Molecule: messenger RNA, 6182 nt
Organism: Tigriopus californicus
Lineage: Eukaryota; Metazoa; Arthropoda; Copepoda; Harpacticoida; Harpacticidae
Gene: Col4a1
Product: collagen alpha-2(IV) chain-like
Exons: 16
Coding region: 300-5801 (1833 amino acids)
Cellular component (GO): collagen trimer
Molecular function (GO): extracellular matrix structural constituent
Source: RefSeq, a predicted model, not a curated record
GACAUCAUUGAUCUGGAUAUGUAGUUGAUGAUCGCUUCAACGGCGCUGCAGAGGGUGCUUUUCUUUCCAAUGUGACGGGAGUAGUAGGUAGUCGGACAAGUCAAAGUGGGUGAACUUUUCCAGGACCUCACAACAGACAGUAGGAGCUUUGGCGUGGGCACAUCGAUUUCAAGCAGUGAUUGGAGCCCCCGAGGCCAAGAUGAAAGGUGAUUGCUAACCCACAACCCAGGGUGUGGUGCUUCCUACAACCGGGACUUGAAGAGUCAAGUCCCCGCCAAGCCAUCAAGACCUUCGUCAAAAUGACAGGCCUUCUCUCAACCCCAAUCUACCCCGGGUUCUUUGGACAUCGGCAUCGUUGGAAGCGAAGAACCACCCGAAAUGACAAAUCUGUGAUAUGGUCUUUCGUCUUCCUCACGUUAUUAACAAACAUCCCAGUAUCCAUUGCACAAUUCGGAAAAACAAGGCGACAGGUUGCUACAUAUGACAAUCGAAAAUGGAACAACAAUGCUAAUAACAGGUUUAGAAAUGUUGGUGCCUCUGAUGUCAGCUACAACGACUAUUUCGGAUCACAAUUGCAAAAUCAGAGCCCAUACAAUACAGUUCCGGGGGCCACUGGUGACUCAGGGUGCAGAUCAAAGGGUGGAGAUUGCUGCCAAGCAAUGUGCUUGGCUGAAAAGGGAUCACGGGGACCUCCAGGAUUGACUGGUCCUAGGGGUGAACAAGGAAGACAAGGAUUUCCCGGCGUUGAAGGAUUGCCCGGGCCAAAAGGAGAGCGGGGCUUGGAUGGACCUCAAGGACCCAGAGGAUCAAAGGGUGACAGAGGCAAAACUGGCGUGCCUGGGCAUCCUGGAUUCAAAGGAGACCACGGAAUAUCUGGAAUACCAGGAAUACCUGGAACACCUGGAAUGCCUGGCUGUAACGGAACCGACGGUGAGCGAGGAGACUCUGGAUUUCCUGGAGCUCCGGGACCUCGAGGCUUCCCAGGUCUACCUGGUUCAAAGGGAAUCAAAGGAGAACCUGCUUAUGCUAGACCUGGAGCAGUUGGUCAAAAGGGAGAACCAGGUUUGGAUGGUUCCCCGGGAAAUCCCGGAAUGCCAGGAGCUCAAGGCCUCCCUGGGAUGAAAGGUGACAGGGGCGAAUCAGGCCCAGAGGGCAAACCCGGGUCUCCUGGUGAUAAAGGCCAGAAAGGAGAAAGAGGAAUCACAUUUUAUGGCCAGAAAGGACAGGCUGGACAAAAGGGUCCUCGUGGACCUCCUGGCCAAUAUAACGGAAUUUCUCAAGUGGGUCCACUUAAUCCCGAAAUAAAUUCCACAGUUUUUCGAGGACCUCCAGGUGACCAAGGAAUGAAAGGGGACAAUGGCCCACCUGGACCACCAGGGUUAAAAGGAGAAAAAGGAGAUCGAGGGUUCAACGGGCUCAACGGAAACCUGGGAGAAAAAGGAUUGCCCGGCCCCCCUGGACCAAGAGGAAGAGAGGGCCGAUUUGGUCCUCCCGGACCAAUUGGCCAAAAAGGUGAUCAAGGGCGAGAUGGAUAUGACGGUUUGCCAGGACGACCAGGGCAAAAGGGAGACCCAGGUUUACCUGGAAGUGAUGGGCCAUCUGGGUUACCAGGGCCUGUUGGUAUGCCUGGGGGUGGAGUUGGAACGCCCGGACCUAUUGGCCCUACCGGUCCCAGAGGAUUUCCCGGACCACCUGGUCAGCCAGGACGCGACGGAUUUGACGGUGCCCCAGGUAUCAAAGGCGAUAUUGGCCCAGCUGGAGGAUCAGGUUUGCCUGGAUUGCCAGGACCAGAAGGCCCACCUGGAGUAAAAGGGGAGAAAGGGACGUCAGGACAGACUGGAUUCCCAGGUAACCCUGGCCUGCGGGGUGAAAGGGGACCACCAGGUGCCCAAGGUCUUCCUGGCAUUAAAGGAGACAAAGGAAUGUCAAUUCCGGGAGCCCGAGGCAAAGACGGCUUCCCCGGGAGGCCUGGUAUGUCCGGGAGCAAGGGAGAAAGGGGCUAUCCAGGUGAACGUGGAGUUCCUGGUGAUGCUUUGAAAGGUACUCCUGGGCCUCCAGGUCAGCUUGGACCGAUUGGAGAGAAGGGUAGAGAUGGUAUGCCUGGAAGGCCUGGUUUGCCAGGUUUAAAGGGAGACAAAGGUCUGAAAGGAGGAGAGUGUCCGUCUUGUUUCCCUGGUCCCAAGGGUGAUAAAGGAGAACCCGGAAAGGAUGGUACAGAUGGUCGUCCUGGAGAACGAGGUCCAUCUGGUGGAAGUGGUUUAAAGGGUGAACGAGGUGAUGAUGGACCAACUGGACCCCCUGGACUUCCUGGAACAGGCGGGCAACCAGGACGAGAAGGCCUGCCUGGACCGAAAGGAGAAAAGGGCAAAGAUGCUAUUGUUGCUGAAAAUUUACUCAAAGGUGGAUCUGGGCCUAAAGGUGAACGAGGUGAAAAUGGAUUUCCUGGGCCUCAAGGUCCUCCUGGUUCGCCAGGUUUGACAGGAUUGCCAGGUCCGGUUGGGCUCCCAGGCAUCAAGGGAGAUCAAGGGCCCAAGGGCUUGGAUGGAUUUCCAGGAAGAAAUGGAGUGCCAGGCCCUCCUGGAAUAACAGGUCCUCCAGGCAGACCGUUGAAAGGAGAUAUUGGACCUCCAGGAGCAAUUGGUGCGCCUGGUGAGAGAGGAGAUGAUGGAGAUUUGGGACCAAGGGGAGAGCCAGGAGAUUGCCCACCAAUGGAAGCUGAUGCAUCCACUGUGGGGCCCAAAGGAGAACCAGGUAUUCCAGGACGACGAGGCGAAAAGGCAGAAAAAGGAGAACCUGGUCCAAUGGGACCCCCUGGACCAAGUGGACCAAAAGGGGAUAGAGGACAACAAGGAAAUCCUGGGCCUUAUGGCACUCCUGGUCAGCCGGGAUUGAAGGGAGAUAGAGGAAUUCCUGGUGUAAUAGGAUUCCCAGGACCAAAAGGAGAUCAAGGCUUGCCUGGAUUGCCUGGAAGAUUGGGUGAUAAAGGAUUCAAAGGAGAUGCCGGUAUUCCCGGAGUCGGGCCUCCAGGGCCAUCUGGCUUACCAGGCAUGAAAGGCGAAAAAGGACUACCUGGUUUACCUGGCAAGACUGGGCCGGCUGGAAAUCCAGGAAAGAUUGGAUUUCCUGGUCAGAAGGGAGAUCAAGGACUGGAUGGGCUUCCUGGAUUAUAUGGAGUCAAAGGAGACAAGGGUAAUUCAGGCCCUCUUGGACCUCAAGGUCCCCCAGGCCCUCCUGGACCUCCAGGUCGAGAUGGUCCAAAAGGAAAUCCAGGACCUUUGGGAGAAAACGGAGCCCCAGGAAUGCCUGGAAGACCUGGAGAAAAGGGUGACAAAGGUUUCUCUGGCCGAGAUGGUAUUAAAGGCUUUCCUGGCUUGCCUGGUCGACCUGGUGUUCCCGGCAUUAGAGGCUUGGAUGGUUUGCCAGGAUCAAAGGGAGACCAAGGCCAAGUAGGAUUUCCUGGUGGACCUGGGAAUCCUGGGGUGAGUGGAAAUCCUGGCGCACCAGGAUUUCCUGGAGCAAAGGGGGAUAUAGGACCAAUUGGACCAAAUGGGAGACCUGGUAUGCCUGGCCAGCCUGGGCAAAAGGGACGUGAUGGGCUUCCAGGACCUAUGGGACCAAGAGGUUUUCCGGGAAAUGUUGCUGCCAAAGGUGACAAGGGUAACGCGGGACUUCCUGGGCCUCCUGGUCAAGUGGGUGCUCCUGGAAUGGAUGGGAUCCCAGGAACAAAGGGUGACUCAGGUCUGCCUGGGUUUGGAAGACCUGGUCUUAAAGGCGACAAAGGAGAGCGUGGUUCGUCUGGUGCGCCUGGUUUCCCUGGAAUGAAGGGCGAAAAAGGAAAUGCAGGCAUGGUUGGCUUACCCGGGCCCAAAGGAGAACGUGGUUCUAAUGGAUUUGCUGGAAUGCCUGGCAUGCAAGGUCUUGACGGUCGUCCAGGAAUGAAAGGAGAACCUGGAAUCCCUGGAAUUGAUGGAAGGCCAGGAAUGAAAGGGAAUACUGGAUUUCCUGGGAAACCCGGCAACGAUGGAAGAAUUGGUAAUCCUGGUCCAGCUGGUCCUAAAGGUUAUCCUGGCAUGCCUGGACAACGCGGCGACAAGGGAGCUAUCGGUCUCCCUGGGCGACCUGGAUUGCAAGGAAUCAAAGGCGAUAAAGGCGACCGUGGAACAACAGGUUUGCCCGGACUUCCAGGAGUAAAAGGAGAAAGAGGCUUUCCAGGACCGGAAGGAAAUAAUGGUUUGCCAGGAGACAAGGGCAGAGAUGGCAUGCCAGGAAUUCCAGGCCAGCCAGGAAUGAACGGACAAAAGGGAAUGAGUGGAUCUCCAGGAGUACCAGGUCAAAGUGGUGAAACUAUCAAAGGCGAAAAAGGCUUGCCUGGAGUGCCAGGAAAGCAAGGGCGUCCUGGUCAACCAGGGUUCCCCGGAAUCAAAGGUGAUGAAGGUGUGCCUGGUUUGCCUGGCAGAGAUGGACAAAAGGGAGAUACAGGACCUCAAGGCUUUCCCGGCCCAAGAGGCGAGGCUGGACCAACAGGGCCACCAGGAAUGCCGGGACGUGAUGGAAUGAAAGGAAAUUCUGGCAUGCCUGGCAUUCCAGGUUUCCCCGGACAAAAGGGAAACAAUGGGCAAAGUGGUCCGCCAGGCCCGCCUGGUUUAAAGGGUGAGCCUGGUACCCCAGGAAGAACAGGGAUCACAGGAUUCCCCGGAAUAAAAGGAGAUGCAGGUGACAAUGGACCUCCAGGUCGCCCUGGAACCCCGGGUCUACAAGGAACAAAGGGAGACUCAGGUCCACCCGGUCCAUUUGGCCCACCUGGAAUUCAGGGAGAGAAAGGGCAAGCUGGACGGCCCGGUAUGCCUGGUAUGAAAGGGAACCCUGGAGUCCCUGGCAUUAGAGGACCUCCCGGUAAUCCAGGACUCCCCGGCUUACCUGGCCUUCAAGGUUCGCCAGGCAUUCCCGGAAUCAAGGGAGACAGGGGGAAAGCUGGCUUUGAUGGCGUUCCUGGUCCUCCUGGGCUUCCAGGCAUGAAAGGUGACGCUGGUUUUGAAGGUCGACCUGGCUUAUCUGGCCCUCCUGGUAUCCCAGGUACACCUGGUCGAGAUGGUCAAGACUGUCAAGCUGACUCAACAUAUCUGUCAGGGAAUCUCCUCGUUCGUCAUAGUCAAGCAGCUAGCAUACCAUUGUGUGGGGAAGGUGAAGAAAAACUUUGGGAUGGAUACUCCAUGCUGUAUAUUGAAGGAAACGAGAAGGCCCACCAUCAAGAUCUGGGUAUGGCUGGCUCAUGCAUCAACCGGUUCAAUACCAUGCCUUUCUUGUUCUGUGAUGUCAAUGAUGUCUGCAAUUAUGCUAGUAGAAAUGACAAGAGUUACUGGCUCUCCACCAAUGCUCCCAUCCCCAUGAUGCCUGUGGCAGAAUUUGCCAUCCGGGAAUUCAUUUCCAGAUGUGUGGUUUGUGAGACUAGAGCAAAUGUAAUGGCCGUCCACAGUCAAGAUGAAAAUGUGCCCGACUGUCCAAAUGGUUGGGGCAGCCUUUGGUUGGGAUACAGCUUUGCCAUGCACACUGCCGCUGGUGCCGAAGGAGGCGGCCAGUCUCUCUCUAGCCCUGGCUCUUGUCUCAAAGACUUCAGAGCCACGCCAUUUAUCGAGUGUUCGGGAGGGCGUGGCACUUGCCACUACUUUGCCAACAAAUUUUCCUUCUGGUUGGCCACCAUCGAUCCCAACGCCCAAUUCAACCAACCCAUUCCUCAAACACUGAAAGCGGGAACCUUGAGAAUGCGUGUCAGCCGUUGUCAGGUGUGCAUGAAGCAAACGUGAUGAGGGCACUAGCGGAUAAUCAGCGGAAAGAAAUCCGCGUUGCCUUUAAACGCCAGAGCAGAAAAAUACCAUAUGUUAGCAGAGACAAUAAUUCUACGAAAUGUGAAGGGAUUGUAGGGAAUGAAUGAAGCCAAAUGAUCUAUAAAUUAAGGUAGUAGAGAUUUUUCCAAGCAACUUUCGGUAUUGAAGUUCAAAGUGAUGCAAAUGAUGAAAAAUUCCAAGACACCUUGUGGAGUCGUGAAUGAGAAGCCAAGGCCAUUUGAUCAGUAGGAAUGGACGCUGAAAUGAAUCUAUGAACAAUUUUGAACAAUGUAAAGAUGUCAAGUAACGUUUUAAGAAGAAAUACACUGCCACAAGUUAUACCAUGGCACCAUCUGCCAA